AUGGACCCCAUGGAUUACAUCGUCAAUCGCGGUGCGCAUUAUCUCGUCCGCUUAGCUCGAGAAGGUGAUAUGGCACAAAUUACUUCUAUCGUUAUUCGAAUGUUACUGAUCGGUGCGGCCGUAUCUGCUCUUCGUUCUAUCUACAAGUAUCUGCAAGAUAAAUUAACCAGACAUAUAUUUCCAUCUGCCUAUAUCGCCGCUACCGACCCCGCCUGUCUCUGGGUUCUCGCCUAUAUCGCUCAAGAUCCAGGUGCACAAAAACAAAUCUGCCAUUUCCAACUAUCUACCGAUGAAGUUCGUUCCAUCAGAAAACCAACUGGAAAUUCUCUUCGUGCGGACAAAGGCGAUAGACCGAGUCAAAACGUAGGAGAACAAAAUUGUUCUUGGUCCAAUGAUGAGAUUAUAGGUCAAAUAUUACCUACUUUCUAUCAAACUAUAAGGAUCAAAUUUAACGGAAAAUACCUAUGGAUCGUUCGACGAGGAUCGUUUUUCGCCAGAAGUAAUCAUAACAGGGUUGAGAAUAUUGCGAUCAAGACUUUCUCAUGGCAGGGAGAUGUUUUGAAAGAAUUUUUGACCGCCGCUCAUAAGGCUUAUUUCCAGAAAACCGAUAAAGAAUUACUGAUCUAUCAUGCUAUGCGUAUCAAAGCAGCAUGGCAAACUCCCGUCUCUCGUCCUGCUCGUCCUUGGUCAUCGGUCAUUCUCCCCGACAGAUUGAAAGACAAUUUGCUUGCCGAUGUUGAGAAAUUCCUCAGUGAAAGGGAAGUCAAUUGGUAUGCUGCCAGAGGAAUUCCUCAUCGUAAAGGAUAUCUUUUCCACGGUGAACCAGGAUCGGGUAAAACGACUUUGGCGACGGCUAUUGCCAGUCAACUCAAGUUGGACAUUUACGUGAUCAAUCCGUCUCAAAGAGGUAUGGAUGAUGCUAAGCUUUCCAAACUCUUCCGGGACUGUCCAGCUCGAAGUGUCAUCCUGAUUGAAGAUAUCGAUUGUGUGUUCCCCUCUGGUGGUAGAGCCCGAUUGAGCAGGGAAGACGACAGCACUGAAAAUGGUGAAGAAGCUGCAGACGCUGACCAGGUCGCACUUCCAGUACCGACUUCUACCGUCGCAUUGGGUUCACAUGACCUGGCUCCUUCCACAGUCACUUUGAGCGGUUUGCUGAAUGCCAUCGAUGGUGUUUCGAGUCAAGAAGGAUGUAUUUUGAUUGCUUCUACUAAUCAUCCCAAUCGUCUUGAUCCCGCUCUUUCUCGGGCUGGACGAUUCGACGUCCAAAUAGCAUUCACAACUGCUAUCCCAUCACAAGCCCGAGCUUUAUUCUUACAUUUCUAUCCUGCCGAAGAUUUCACUCAUCCUCUCCCUCCUUCUUUCUCUUCAACGACAGCUUUCAAUACCAAUCAACAUGAAUCUCAAGAGAAGAAUCUCCCUGAGAUCAAUAUUGAUUCGUCUCUCCUCUCCGAUACUGAGAAAGAGAAAAGUCUCACCGAAGCGACUCGCCUGGUCACGCACGACACACCGACCACAGACUCGGAUGACGAUUUCGAAGAGCGAGUCGAUUCGGAGACAAUGGAUCUAACAAAACCAUUGAAUUUAGAAUAUCUAGCUGAUGAAUUCGUACGUUUUAUCUUCCCAACAGGGGAUAAAGAUAAAGUUGGAGGAGAAGAAAAAGGUGUUAGUAUGGCUUCUUUACAAAGUUACUUGUUACAGUAUAAAGAUGAUCCUGUUAAAGCUGUUCAAGCUGCUAAAGAAUGGGCGAAGGAAUUACCGGUAAACAGUAAUAAAGUUGGGGGUUUAGGUGCUGGACCUGAUUUCUCUGAGGAGGGGAAGAAGGGUAAGAAAGAUAGAAAAGAUAAGAGAGAUAAGAAAAGUAAGAAAGACGGGAAGAAGUUGGAAGUGGAUGUUCAGGAGGUUGAGGUUAAGGAAGAGGGGGAUGGGGUUGACAAAGUGGACAAGGUAGGACAGGUGAAUGAGGUUAUAAAGAAGGAAGGGGUGAACAAAGUCGACAACGUCGACAAAGUGCAAGAGGUAGUCAAAUUUGAUCAGGUAGAAAGGGUGGACAAGGUUGACACCGUUGACAAGAGGGAUGAGAUCGAUAAGAUCGAAAGGAUGGAAGGACCUGAUAACGGAGAAAAGAUGGACGUCAAGGAGGGAGAAAAGGUUGUUGUGGCAGGAGAGACGGUUGAGCAGACUGAACAGCGUUGUUGA
Molecule: messenger RNA, 2196 nt
Organism: Tremella mesenterica DSM 1558
Lineage: Eukaryota; Fungi; Basidiomycota; Tremellomycetes; Tremellales; Tremellaceae
Exons: 9
Coding region: 1-2196 (731 amino acids)
Biological process (GO): mitochondrial respiratory chain complex III assembly; protein insertion into mitochondrial inner membrane from matrix
Cellular component (GO): mitochondrial inner membrane
Molecular function (GO): ATP binding; ATP hydrolysis activity
Source: RefSeq, a predicted model, not a curated record